AUGGAUGAAACAUUUGUUCUUUUAGGUCCGGGAUGCUCCUCAAUUGCUUACGGACUGGCAGAGGAGUUGGGGCCUUUUCAUGUCACUGCAGAUGGAAAGGGGAUUUAUUUGAAUCCGUAUUCAUGGAAUCAAGUGGCCAACAUUCUGUUCCUUGAUUCCCCAGUUGGUGUUGGCUUUUCAUAUUCUAAUAAUUCAGAUGAUGUGUGGAACAAUGGAGAUGCAAGUACAGCUAAGGAUUCCCUGGAAUUUCUUAAGAAAUGGUUUAAGCAGUUUCCUCAAUAUGAGGGGCGUGAUUUUUAUUUAACUGGAGAAAGCUAUGCAGGACAUUAUGUUCCUCAGUUGGCCCAAGCCAUUGUGAGGUAUCAUCAAUUGACAGUAGAGACAUCAAUUAAUCUAAAAGGGUAUAUGGUUGGAAAUGCUGUAACUGAUGAUUUCUAUGAUCAUUUUGGGGUUUUCCAAUUUAUGUGGGCUGCUGGUUUGAUAUCAGAUCAAACAUUCAAGCUAUUAAACAAUUUAUGUGACCAUGAUUCCUUUGUGCAUACAUCGGAAGAAUGUGAACGUAUUCUUGAUGUUGCUUCAGAUGAGCUUGGUAAUAUUGAUCCCUAUAGCAUCUUCACUCCUUCCUGCACCGGUAGCGGUACCUUUUCGAGGAACAAGCUGCUGAAAAGAAUGAGAAUUGGGAAGAUGUCUGAAAAGUAUGAUCCAUGCACCGAGAAACACUCAAGGGUUUAUUUUAACUUGCCGGAAGUUCAAAAAGCAAUUCAUGUUGAUCCAUCUUUUGCUCCAUCGAAGUGGGAUACUUGCAAUGACAUUAUUAAUGAAAACUGGAAGGAUUCCAAUAAUUCUAUCCUGCCAAUAUAUAAGGAACUUAUAGAUUAUGGACUUCAAAUUUGGAUGUUCAGCGGAGAUACAGAUUCAGUAAUUCCAGUAACAUCCACCAGGUAUAGUGUGGAUGCACUCAAGCUUCCAACUGUCGUUCCCUGGCAUGCUUGGUACGAUGAUGGCCAGGUUGGUGGAUGGACCCAAAUAUACAAAGGACUAACUCUAGUAACAGUAAGGGGAGCUGGUCAUGAGGUUCCCCUCCAUAAGCCAAAACAAGCUCUUUUACUGAUUAAGCAAUUCCUUUCAGGCAGUCCAAUGCCAACUUUAUCUGAGCAUGCAUCCUUUUAGUUCAUGCAUUUUAUAUUACAUUUCAGCAAAUUUGAUGCUUAAAAAAUGCUGAACUUUUUGUGAUAUUUUCUGAAGAAUUCUUAGAUUUUGUUUGAAACAGCUUUCUUAAUUCUUUCAAAAACAGUUUUUUAGUACUAAAAAACUAUUUUAAACAAUAAGAAAGCCAUUCCAAACGAAACUGAUGAUUUGAAAGAAAAUUUUCCUGAUCAAUAUGUAAGCUAUGAUCAAUAUGUAAGCUAUGUCAUGCACAUUAUUCUAUCAGGCUUAAGUACAGAUUGCAAGAACUAAUAAUAUGGGGAAUUUUAUUUUGUUUAACAGAUCAAAUAAAAAUGUUUGUGCA
Dendrobium catenatum is the source of this 1510-nucleotide messenger RNA. RefSeq names its product serine carboxypeptidase II-2. Gene Ontology annotation, molecular function: serine-type carboxypeptidase activity. The record is from RefSeq and is a predicted model, not a curated record. Gene Ontology annotation, cellular component: vacuole. The transcript has 9 exons. NCBI's taxonomy places the organism in Eukaryota, Viridiplantae, Streptophyta, Magnoliopsida, Asparagales, Orchidaceae. Gene Ontology annotation, biological process: proteolysis. Bases 1 to 1170 code for a protein of 389 amino acids.